GUCUCUCUCUCCCUCUUGCUCUCUCUCUGAAAGUUUGCAACGUUAUGAAGGGUGCCAUUCUCCUGACUGUACUUGCCGUUGUGGUCACACUCUCUGUCGCCCGGCAUGUCAUUCCUCAUGACCAUUGGCCGAUGUUCAAGCAGUGCGAUCCGCGGUGGGGCAACGAGCGGCUUGGAGAUGCUGGCUCGCCGAACACCAUCUGCCAGGCUGGGUGCGCCAUGACGUCGACGACGAUGGCGCUGGCGCACUUUAACACUACCGUCGAUAAGCACGGGGUCAACCCGGGGACCGUCAACUCAUGGCUGGUCAAGCACGGCGGCUUUGCUGACAAGGAUCUGAUCAUCUGGAGUGCUGUCUCCGGCCUCGGCACGAUGAAGGUUGACACGAUUCUGCAGUCGCCGUCGGCCUCGGUUGUCCACGGUUACAUCAACAAGGGCCACCCUGUCAUCAUGCACGUCCGCGACAACACCCAUUUUGUUCUCGGCAUUGGCUACGACUCGGAGAAUCCGAACAUGAUUGUUGUCAACGAUCCGGCCUUUACCACCACCGAGUACAACCUCUCGGGCGUGACCGAGGUUGUCGUCUACGCCCGCGCGUGAGCGAGCGGCUGUAAAGAAUGCACACCC
Thecamonas trahens ATCC 50062 is the source of this 626-nucleotide messenger RNA. RefSeq lists its product as uncharacterized. The coding region runs from base 45 to 599 and encodes 184 amino acids. The transcript is spliced from 2 exons. The record is from RefSeq and is a predicted model, not a curated record. NCBI's taxonomy places the organism in Eukaryota, Apusomonadida, Apusomonadidae.